Molecule: messenger RNA, 1785 nt
Organism: Orbilia oligospora ATCC 24927
Lineage: Eukaryota; Fungi; Ascomycota; Orbiliomycetes; Orbiliales; Orbiliaceae
Exons: 2
Coding region: 1-1785 (594 amino acids)
Biological process (GO): dolichol-linked oligosaccharide biosynthetic process; glycolipid translocation
Cellular component (GO): endoplasmic reticulum membrane
Source: RefSeq, a predicted model, not a curated record
AUGGAACCGACCGGAUCCACGUCCGCUGACGAAAGCCCACCGGGGCCAUCGACAACUCCGGCGGGGUCCCGAAAAUCGUUGCUCAAUGCUUCUGCUGCCGGCGCCGCGUUCCUGGUUCUCGUACAGGUGCUCUCGCGUCUACUCACAUUCGUUAUGAACCAAUUGCUUAUACGUCAUCUAUCCCCGGCGAUACUCGGACAAGCUGCACAGCUGGAACUAUACCUGAUGACUAUUUUAUUCUUCUCGCGAGAGAGCUUGCGCAUGGCCCUACAGCGCCAGGCAGAGGCUAGCGAGGGUACCAUAGACGGAGCCAAGGACAGUGAUGGUAUGAAAUCGGAUCAUUAUAAGGACAAAAUAAUCGAAGGAACAACCCGGGGCCAAGCUCAGACUGUAGUUAAUUCGAGCUACCUUGCCGUCCCCAUCGGUUUCAUGGUUAUCGCUGCUCUGUACCUUCUACAGAUCGGAUAUACCUAUGUCUGGCCGUCAGCAUUUGGUCAAGCGUCUUCGGGGUACUUUCGACUUUCGAUGGGAAUCUACGCCAUUGCUUCACUCCUGGAAUUACUCUCCGAACCUGGAUUUGCGGUCGCGCAGCAAAGACUUCUGUAUGGUCUCCGCGUAGGAUGCGAAUCUAUGGCAGUUAUCUCGAAUUGCGCGGUCACACUAGCAGUUACGCUGUUGGCAUCAAAAUAUGUCAAAUCUACUGUAGUAGAAGCUGAAGGGGGCGUAGAAGGGGAUCUUGAAACUCUUCCGUUCGCAAUUGGACAAGUUGUAUUUUCGCUAUGUUUGGUGGUUGGAUAUCCAUUACGGCUAGGGAAGAUUGCGAAAUUAGAUGGUUGGAGUUUAUUACCCAAGAAGAUACACUCGAGAACAGGACAUGGGUAUUAUUUACACCAACCUACGAUUUCCGUUGCUCGAACAAUGUGGUUCCAAUCCAUCGUGAAGCACUUGUUGACACAGGGCGAUUCGAUACUUGUUACUAGACUUGCUACGACAUACGAACAAGGGAUAUAUGCCUUGGCCGCGAACUAUGGGUCUUUGAUUGCCAGAUUGCUGUUCAAGCCGAUUGAAGAAACUAGUCGGAAUUUGCUGUCGAAGCUGCUGAACACCGAUGGCAUUGAUGAUAGUAAGCCCGGUGAAAAGGGGAAUAUUAAGGGGGGAAAGGACGGCAGCGGUGGGACCAAGGCUCUUACUUCGGAGAGUAUUACAGAGGCACUUACAAUCCUCCACCUAAUUCUCCGGUUCUACAUCAUCCUCUCGAUUUUGAUCGUCACGCUAGGGCCCACUCUUGCGCCGCUAGCACUGCGUAAAGUAGCCGGUUCACGCUGGGCGGAUUCCCCAGCUGCAAUUACGUUAUCGAAUUACUGUUACUACAUCCCGCUCCUCGCCAUCAAUGGGAUCACCGAGGCAUUUGUCCAAAGCGUCGCCACAACUCAAGAUUUAAAACGACAGAGUAUGUGGAUGUUAUGCUUUUCCGGGGUGUUCGGAGCCUCUAGUUGGGGGUUUGUGAAGUACCUUGGUCUCGGCGCUGACGGGCUGGUUUGGGCGAACUGCGUAAAUAUGGGGAUGAGAAUACUGUGGAGCGUCAGUUUCAUCAGAAAAUAUUUUGCAAGUGUAGGGGAUGGGAAAAGACGGCCUGAGGUCGAGAGGAUUAUGCCGGGGAGGUUAUUAGUCACUAUUGCUAUUGGAGUUGGAGCAAUAGCAAGGAGGGCGGUGAGUGAGAGGGGUGUAUUAGCGGAUUAUGUGAAGGGAGCGGGGCUGGCCGGGGUGGUUGGGGUGGUUUGGUAA